UCUCUAUUUUUCCUUGUUUCUUUAGUUUCUUUCAUUUCUUUGAGUUUAGAUUAAAAAAAUAAAAUUAAAUUUUUUUUUUAAAAAAAAAGUUUUAAAACGUGGAACAUUUUGGCCCAAUAACAAUCAUCUCAGCUAAUCAUUAAUCAAGUUCUCAAGGAACAUCUCAAGGCGCCUUCUCAGCCGGGGCGCGAAACAGAAAUGGAAGUUGGAGCGACGGCGACUACAUCUGAGGGCAAUGGCAAGUCAAUCUCUAUCAAUGUCAAGUUCACCGGAAAGUCAAUACCAAUUACUCUUCCCUCCGAUUCCACCGUAAAGGAUCUAAAAUCCCUUCUUCAACCUUUAACCAAUGUCCUUCCUCGUGGCCAGAAGCUCAUCUUCAAAGGGAAAGUUUUGGCGGACGACAUGACGUUGGCGGCGUCGGAGGUGGCUAGUGGAGCGAAAAUGAUGCUCAUGGCUUCUCAGGGACUGCACCAAGGGGAUGGCCCUAUCCAGCGAGAAGCGAGGACUCGUCCCAGAGAAAGGAGUAUGCAAAAUGCAACUAAAUUGGUUGAUGAAAAGCAGCGUGUCUCUGUAGAUAAAAGCCGGUUUGAAAGAUGGAAGGCCACUGGAGUGAUAGCCUUAUCUGACUGCAAUUUGAAAGCAAUUCCCAAUGAAGUGUGGUCUUGUGAAACUUCAGCGAGAGUGCUUGAUUUGAGCAACAACUCUAUUAACCAUGUUCCUUCUCAAGUUGGCUGUCUAAGUAAACUGCAGAAAUUGUUACUGAAUGUUAAUGAGAUAUCUGAAGAGUUUAUUAGUUGGGAUGGAUUUGCAUUUUUGAAGCAUCUAACAGUUUUGUCUCUAUCCCAUAAUCUGUUAACUACUUUGCCUUCUUCACUUGGGAGUCUGACUUCACUAAAGCAACUCCAUGUGACUAAUAACAAAUUGACGAGUCUCCCAGAUGAAAUAAAAUGUUUGUCCCUACUUGAAGUUUUGAAAGUCAGCAAUAAUAGGAUAAGCAUUGUUCCUUCAACUAUUGGGGAAUGUAGUUCUCUUACAGAGGUGGAUCUGUCAUCAAAUCUUCUGUCAGAGUUGCCCGAGACACUAGGUUGUCUGCUCAAUUUGAAGGCUUUGCAUCUGAGUCAUAAUGGCCUAAGGUCCCUACCUUCUACAAUAUUUAAGAUGUGCAUCCAACUCUCUACACUUGAUCUCCACAACACAGAAAUCACCAUAGACCUCCUUCGACAGUAUGAAGGAUGGGAAGCUUUUGAUGAACGUCGACGUUUAAAGCACCAGAAACAACUGGAUUUUCGAGUUAUGAAUCAGGCUAACUUUGAUGAAGGUGCUGAUAAACAUUGAUGCUUCAUUGCAAUUUUUUUUAAGUUGGAACAUGUCAAUUAAUGCGAUAGUGGCCCUACCUGAAACCAGAAUUUUUCAGGUUUUAGCUCAACUACAUUUGUUAGGUUAUGGUGUUGGAAAAUGAUUAUUGGCAAAAUAUUUGGGAUAGAUGAUGGAUCGUCAAUUCUGAAUUGACCUUUUUUUUCCUGCCGGAUAAUUUUCUCACGUGACUUGAACUAUGUUUAUUUUAAUUUCUAUGAGAAGUUUUA
Molecule: messenger RNA, 1583 nt
Organism: Benincasa hispida (wax gourd)
Lineage: Eukaryota; Viridiplantae; Streptophyta; Magnoliopsida; Cucurbitales; Cucurbitaceae
Product: LRR/ubiquitin-like domain protein
Cellular component (GO): cytoplasm
Molecular function (GO): protein binding
Source: RefSeq, a predicted model, not a curated record